AUGUCGCCCUCGUUCGCGUCGCAGCCGCCCUCGACGCGAUCCUCUUCUCCGCCCUCCUCCGUGCUCGGCUUCUCGCGUCUGUCCUCGGGCAAGCGGAGCGGAUACGACCCGCUGAUUGAGCUGCCACCGAUCGAUGUCACGCGCCUGCCUUCGCCCUCUUUCUCCGCGACUCCAGCUGGGGCUGCAGGUGCGCACGCAGCAGCGCCUCCGCCGCGUCUCCUCGCGGGCCCCUCCAGUUUCCUCCCGUCUGCGUUUGGGUCGCGCGCGGGGCGUGAGACGCACGUCUCGCUCUUCGACGAAGAGGAUGACCUCGAUGCGGACGACCUGAUCACCCUCGCGCCGCUGCCGGCGACGGCCUCCGCGGCCGCCGCGUCGCGGUGCGCGCGCCUGCUGCCCUCCAAGUGUACGUACACCGCGCGCGCGGUCGCGCGUGCGGUGGUGCCGCCAGUUGCGAGCUCGCCAGCCGCCGCGCGGUUCGUGCUGUGCACGUUUCUCUACGCGUUUUUGCACGGGGCGACUGACCAGCUGCUGCCGGCGGCCUACAAGGCUCUGGAGGCGCAGCUGAACUUCUCGCCGACGGUGCUGGGCGCUGCCUCUUCGCUGUCCCGCCUCGCGCACGCCUUCGCGUGUCCGCUUUGGGGUCUCUCAGUCGACGCGAUGAGCACGUCGUCGCCUGGGGCUUCCGCGGCGGAGAAGGCGCGCCGAAGUCGAGAAGGCGAGGCGCUGGUGCUGCGGUUCUCCUGCGUCGGCUGGGGCGUAUGUACAGUCCUACUCUCGCUGCUCGCGCGCGAGGGGCAGCUGAUGCCGCUCAUGUUUUGCAGCGGCUGGUUGAUGGCUGUCAUGGGUCCACUCUCGCAGAAGAUCCUCGGCGAGGCCGUCGAUUGCGAGAAGCGCGGAACCGCGUUCGGGAGCAUGAGCUUCUUUCAAAGCACAGGGCGCAUGGUAUCCCUCAUGCUCACAACUGGCCUCUCUGCUGUCGUCUUUGCCGGCGUCGCGGGCUGGCGCUUCGCGUUCGCGUUCGUGGGGUUCCUCUCCGUCGCCUUCGGCGUGGCGCUGGCGUGGAUGCUGCCCUCGUCAGCGUUGACUCGCAGAUCUCUACGGUCUGCGCCGGUCUCGCCAGCAGCGCCGGCCGCGUCCGGCACGUCGGGCGCGUCGCCCCUCGCGGGCGUCUGCGGAGACGGGGAAGGCGAGAGCUGGCAGGUCAAGCUGCGCACGCAGGCCGCCGUCGUGUGCAGCCUCGGAUACGUCUUCCGCACGCGAAGCUUCGGAGUCAUGCUGCUCCUGGGGGUGAUUAACGGGAUGCCGCGGACAGCGCUGAACUUCAUCGUGAUGUUUUUUCAGUACUGCGGCCUCGCAGACUGGCAGGCGUCGCUGACAGUCUCGGCGAGCUGGCUGGCGGCGAUGUUUGUCGCGCCCUUCGUCGGGCGAUUCGGCGACGCUGUGCACCGCCGCUACCCGAAUAAAGGCCGUCCGGUACUGGCGCAGACGGCCAUCCUCGUUCGCGCGCUGCUGAUGUUCCUCAUUCUCUCCUGCGUGCCCAAGCGCAGCGGCAGCUUCCCCGUUUUUUUCCUCCUCUCCGUCCUCGUCGGGCUCAUGGCGGGAUGGCCUGGCGUGGGCGUCAACCGGCCGAUUCUAACUGAGAUCGUCCUCCCCAAGCACCGCGCAACCGUCUUUAGCCUCUUCUCGACUAUGGAAGGCGUCGGCUCUGCGCUCUUGGGUGCCCCGGUCGUCGGGAUGCUUGCCCAGCAGGUCUUUGGCUACUCGAAGCCGCUGACUCGGCACCGCCCAUCGGCUGCGUCCUCCUCUUCUUCGACGGCCGCUCCGGGGGCGGAGGGUUCGGCGGCUGCGGCUGCAGGCGCCGAGGGCCUCUUUCAGUCCGCGGAGGACAUGGCGAACGCCGAGGCGCUCGGCAAGGCGCUGCUGUGCACCACUGUCGGUCCCUGGCUCGCGUCCGUUUUCGUCUACUUCCUGCUGCACUGGACGUACACCGUAGACCGCGUGGCGGCCAACCGGCGCUCGCAGGAGGAGAAGGCGCGCGAGGAUGCCCGCGCGGCCGAGAGCGACGCGGCGGAGGCGCCGACGGCGGAGGGACACGGAGAGGCCGCCAGCGACCUCGAACUCGCAGCUGCCGCAGACUGCGCGCCGAAGAGCGCAGACGGCGUCUCAGGGCUCAGCGGGGUGGAGCCGCGCGGCGCGCGUGCGCAUGCGAAGGCGGGCUACGCGGUUGUGGCGACGCAGGACGCGGAGGACGACCUGAGCGAAUUCGACGAAGAAGAGAAAGGCCAGACGUCGUUGAAGAACCGAUACGAAGAUCGCGACGACGCGCACCGCUGA
Molecule: messenger RNA, 2334 nt
Organism: Besnoitia besnoiti
Lineage: Eukaryota; Apicomplexa; Conoidasida; Eucoccidiorida; Sarcocystidae
Product: transporter, major facilitator family protein
Exons: 4
Coding region: 1-2334 (777 amino acids)
Biological process (GO): transmembrane transport
Cellular component (GO): membrane
Molecular function (GO): transmembrane transporter activity
Source: RefSeq, a predicted model, not a curated record